UUUCCCCCACCUCUUCCUGUUCCUUUCUUCUUUUCUCUUCCAGAAGCCCUUCAGAGGCCAGUAGCGUCUGACUUUGAGCCCCAAGGUCUGAGCGAAGCAGCUCGUUGGAACUCCAAGGAAAACCUUCUUGCUGGUCCCAGUGAAAAUGACCCCAACCUUUUUGUUGCACUGUAUGAUUUUGUGGCCAGUGGGGAUAACACCCUAAGCAUCACUAAAGGUGAAAAGCUCCGGGUUCUGGGCUACAACCACAAUGGGGAAUGGUGCGAGGCCCAGACCAAAAAUGGCCAAGGGUGGGUCCCGAGCAACUACAUCACGCCAGUCAACAGUCUGGAGAAACAUUCCUGGUACCACGGGCCCGUGUCCCGCAACGCCGCCGAGUACCUGCUGAGCAGCGGGAUCAACGGCAGCUUCUUGGUGCGGGAGAGCGAGAGCAGCCCCGGCCAGAGGUCCAUCUCGCUGAGAUACGAAGGGAGGGUGUACCACUACAGGAUCAACACCGCUUCCGAUGGCAAGCUCUACGUCUCCUCAGAGAGCCGCUUCAACACUUUGGCGGAGUUGGUUCAUCAUCACUCGACUGUGGCGGACGGGCUCAUCACCACUCUCCAUUACCCAGCCCCCAAGCGCAACAAGCCCACCGUCUACGGCGUGUCCCCCAACUACGACAAGUGGGAGAUGGAACGCACGGACAUCACCAUGAAGCACAAGCUGGGAGGCGGCCAGUACGGAGAGGUGUACGAGGGCGUGUGGAAGAAAUACAGCCUGACGGUGGCCGUGAAGACCUUGAAGGAGGACACCAUGGAGGUGGAAGAGUUCUUGAAAGAAGCCGCAGUGAUGAAGGAGAUCAAGCACCCCAACCUCGUGCAGUUGCUGGGGGUCUGUACCCGGGAGCCCCCGUUCUAUAUAAUCACUGAGUUCAUGACCUAUGGGAACCUGCUGGAUUACCUGCGGGAGUGUAACCGGCAGGAGGUGAACGCUGUGGUGCUGCUGUAUAUGGCCACGCAGAUCUCGUCAGCCAUGGAGUACCUGGAGAAGAAGAACUUCAUCCACAGGUAGGGGCCUGGCGGAGCAGCCCUCCUCGCGGCGCCGCGGAGCGGGCGUGGGGCCCGGGCAGCCUCCUCCACGAAGCUCCAGCCCACAGGGCGUGAGGGCUCAGCCUCUCGCCUCAGCGCCGGCGGCACGUCGGACGCUGGAACAGAGGCAGACGCCGGGUUCCUGACUUUGCCAGCUCCGGGCGCGCGUCUGGGCCCACGGGGCAGUGGAUCCCUGCGGUAAGAAACACUUCCCUCGGGAGCAUCUUGGACUGAGCGGAAUAUCCAGCGAAGCCCCUCAGAGGCGUCCGUGC
Messenger RNA from Panthera uncia (snow leopard), 1342 nucleotides. RefSeq names its product tyrosine-protein kinase ABL1. The annotation marks the transcript as partial. The record is from RefSeq and is a predicted model, not a curated record. The transcript is spliced from 5 exons. Gene Ontology annotation, biological process: protein phosphorylation; regulation of apoptotic process. Gene Ontology annotation, molecular function: protein tyrosine kinase activity; protein binding; ATP binding. Lineage: Eukaryota; Metazoa; Chordata; Mammalia; Carnivora; Felidae.